This is a messenger RNA of Arctia plantaginis, 1425 nucleotides long. The record is from the annotation of a GenBank genome assembly. NCBI's taxonomy places the organism in Eukaryota, Metazoa, Arthropoda, Insecta, Lepidoptera, Erebidae.
AUGUCAAAAGAUAAAUCAAGGAGUGAAGCGAAGGAUGAAAUGACUGCGCAGCCAUGUUCGAGUGGUCUGGGACAACAGGACGAAGAUGGAGAGGACUUCUCGUACAGCUCUUCCGACUGGGUACCAAGCGAUGAGGAAACAGAGUCUUGCGAUUCCGAUGCAGAGACGAAGGCGAAAAAAAAGCACUUGGAACAUUGUAAACGGCAGUAUCCCAGACCGGGUAUCAGUCCUUCGAAUAUAGACGUCACUGAAUCAAGAAAUGAUUUAAACAUAAACCCAGAGAUAGUAAAGAGAACACAGGCGGUCGUAGAUAAAAUCAAGCAGACUUUGGAAAUGCUUGCAGCUUUAAAAGAAGACCGCGGUUUUCGCACAAUUUCGUUGCAGUCUGCAGAAAACGGAGACUCUAAACAAAUCGCACCUAAUUUGACGGCUUAUACGGCGGAUAAUGAAUUACAAGGUUCAUCCAGCCAGCCGAAUGGGUCAUUGGAUGAGUCCAAGAGGAAGAAGAGAGACAAUUUCGUUUUAAAAGAACCGUAUAAUAGAAAAGGAUUUAUAAUUAAGAAGAAUACGGUUGGUGGUGAGAACGUGAAAGAAGAAUGGGUUCCAAUUGGAAGCGGCAUGACGCUGAUACCCCGAGAAAAAUACAAGAGAAUAAACUGGAAGUCCUAUACUAUUGCAACACGAUCAUUGCUGGUGGCUGUAUUUCCCAGAAGGGUUCUAGCGACGCACUCGCUGACCGGUAAACCGUCACCUGCGUUUCAAGACAAACCAGCUAAGAUGACUUUAGAUCAAAGAAAAACUUCCGAUGUGAUCGCAGAAGUUGUGGACAGAUUCAAAGUACGCGAAAAUUUAGUUAGUAAGGGUAUCAGUCCUUCGAACAUAGCCGUCACUGAAUCAAGAAAUCAUCUAAACAUAAACCCAGAGAUAGUAAAGAGAACACAGGCGGUCGUAGAUAAAAUCAAGCAGACUUUGGAAAUGCUGGCAACUUUAAAAGAAGACCGCGGUUUUCGCACCAUUUCGUUGCAGUCUGCAGUAAACGGGGACUCUACAGAACAGACUGAACCAAUCGCACCUAAUGUGACGGCGUAUACGGCGGAUACUGAAUUACAAGGUUCAUCCAGCCAGCCGAAUCGGGUGCUAGCGACGCACUCGCUGACCGGUAAACCAUCACCUGCGUUUCAAGACAAACCAGCUAAGAUGAGUUUAUGUCAAAGGAAAACUUCCGAUGUGAUCGCAGAAGUUGUGGACAGAUUUAAAGUACGCGAAAAUUUAGUUAGGAGCGUCAUAGCAACGAAAUGUGCAGACGAAUGUAAAAUGUGGCAAACUCGUUGUAAGAAGAUCGCUACAAAAAUCAAAGAAGCUACUGACACCGUGCAGCGACUCUAUUUGUUCUCAGUGUCUAUCGAGUGCCUACAUAAAAGUUGA